GUUCAAACUAGCAUGGGGCGGCCUGAUUGGCUUGGAGCGGCCGCGGCAGGCCAGGCUCCCUCCUCGCGCUCAGGCGGUUUAUUGUCUCGCGGCUCCUGAGGCGGCUCCAGCGCGGCGGAAUCGGGACCGGACCUCACACGGCAGCGGCGAAACCAUGGCUGGUGGCAAGGCUGGAAAGGACAGUGGAAAGGCCAAGGCAAAGGCAGUUUCUCGCUCACAAAGAGCAGGACUGCAGUUCCCGGUGGGUCGUAUCCACAGACACUUGAAGACUCGCACUACGAGUCAUGGGCGAGUUGGUGCUACUGCUGCAGUGUACAGUGCUGCAAUUCUUGAGUAUCUCACUGCUGAGGUGCUGGAGCUGGCAGGUAAUGCCUCCAAGGAUCUCAAAGUAAAGCGUAUCACUCCUCGUCACUUGCAGCUUGCUAUUCGUGGGGAUGAAGAGUUGGAUUCCCUUAUUAAAGCUACCAUUGCUGGUGGAGGUGUAAUCCCUCACAUCCAUAAGUCUCUGAUUGGAAAGAAGGGACAGCAGAAAACUGCAUAGAGAGGAGUUUUAACCAACCCUCUUCCUCCCUGUCAUUGUACUGUAACUGGGACAGAAGAAAUAUGGGGAUAUGUGGAAUUUUUUAAGAAAUAGUUAAAUGGAAGAGCAUAGACAAUUGACUGUAGACAUGAGAAAACAUUUGUAUGUUCUUUAGAUUCAAAGUUUGACAAAAAGUAUCUUGUCAUGUGGCAGCAAUUCGUGUGUUGAUUGGCUAGGUUUCUCCCGUGUGUUUUAUACAAAAAUGGAACUGAUAAACCAUUUUUUACAAAA
This is a messenger RNA of Caretta caretta (loggerhead turtle), 811 nucleotides long. RefSeq names its product H2A.Z variant histone 2 (gene H2AZ2). Gene Ontology annotation, cellular component: nucleosome. Gene Ontology annotation, molecular function: structural constituent of chromatin; protein heterodimerization activity; DNA binding. The record is from RefSeq and is a predicted model, not a curated record. NCBI's taxonomy places the organism in Eukaryota, Metazoa, Chordata, Testudines, Cheloniidae.